Messenger RNA from Mizuhopecten yessoensis (Yesso scallop), 1961 nucleotides. RefSeq names its product somatostatin receptor type 3-like. Gene Ontology annotation, biological process: G protein-coupled receptor signaling pathway. The coding region runs from base 453 to 1901 and encodes 482 amino acids. Gene Ontology annotation, cellular component: plasma membrane. The transcript is spliced from 4 exons. Lineage: Eukaryota; Metazoa; Mollusca; Bivalvia; Pectinida; Pectinidae. Gene Ontology annotation, molecular function: G protein-coupled receptor activity. The record is from RefSeq and is a predicted model, not a curated record.
UCUGCUGUCUGAUGUACGCCAGCUUUCUGUUAUAUAUGCCCAUUCUAGGGAUAGAUAGAGCUGUUUGACGUAAGACUGCUCUGUUGUCUGCGAUACGCUGUCGGUAGCAGACGACAUCAUUGAAAGCAUGGCGUGAACCUAAGCGUUAUUCAUACGGUAAAAAGAGACGUCAUUCAUUUUUAAUUUUUUUUCUUAAAGUAAGAUGUCGACUUUUAGCCUAGGCAACUUCAAUUCAAGAAAAAUGUUUUAAUAAGGAGAACAAAGCUAGAAAGUAACUCGAGGAAUGAGUUUAUACAAGUUUGCAGCUCCGAAGAUCAGUGGUUCUUUCGGAUUGGUCAAGUUCUUUUUGCGAAGUGAUAUAUAAUUGGAAUGACAGUUAUAGUGGACAGAUGUUUCGGACCAACACGUGGAUAAUGUAGCAUGGUAUCGAUUAAAUACAGGUAUUAACAGAGAUGCCUUCCCCAAACCAGUUCCGGAAACCGGAAGGUACUGCGUACCAGGAUAUUAGUGGCACAUUCAGCAUCAUCGUGGAGCUUGUAAUGGUGGUGGUCAACUUCCUUCCUCUAGUUGUGAUCAUCAAAUGGAAGAAAUAUCGGGAACGAACGACGACAGAUGAUCUUGUUAUCGUUCUAAGUGUUUCCUACAUCGUAUCUGUUCUUGUGCCAACUCCUCUCGGACAUAUCAGCUACUUCCAUCAAAAAUGGUACGGCGGGAAACCGAGUUGUAACUUUUAUCAAGUGACUAGCACGUGGUUUCGUCUGACGUCACUCUUCCUUGUCACUAUCCUCUCCAUCGACAAAUCGUUCGCCGUUUAUCUAUAUAGGGCCCGCAAUUUCACAGCACGUUACCACGGAAAGUUCAAAAUAGUGGCUAGCGUGGCAGUUAUUAUAUUAUUUACUCUUAUUGUAUCAUGUAUGCCUGUCAUGGGGUUCGGCCCCGAUUCAUCUACCGAUACUCGAUGUGAAUCUUGGAUCAGUGCUUCACCGAAAAAAAGGCGGGAACACUUAUUUUCGUAUUUAUUUUUAUUUUGUGGAUUUGGAAACUUUUUAUGUGUGUGUUUGACGAAUUUUUACAUGUCAUGGAGUUUGAGAAAGUUAAAGAAAAACCUGUAUGCAGGAGGAGAUCGCUACAGAUCAACUUCCAGCCAAAGUGCCGUGAGAUGGCAGAUCGAGGGCAUUGUCGUCCUGCACGGCGUCAAAAUGGUUAUGGCGGUAUCUGUGCUUCUAUAUAUAACGUGGUUUCCUACACUGAUUUUGAUCACUCUACGGAAGGUUGGGCUGAAGAUAAGCGACAUCUCCGUCCUAUAUGCUCUCCUCAGCACAUCUCUGUCUGGGCUCCUUAAUCCCAUUAUCUUCGGUCUCUUCGACAAAUCCUACCGCCAUGGUUACAAGAAAAUACUAAAGUCUAUAAAACUCAGCUGCAGGUGUAGAAAAAGCGAGUUCCAACAAAUACAAGCCGUAUCAUCGGAAUCCAAUGUGCCUAGGUCGGCCUCUGAUGCUGUUCAGCUGUCCGCAAACAACUACCGAGAUCCUCUCCCGAACUCCGCAUCGACAGGCACUUCCGCUUCCGGUCUGAACAAUGUUGCAUUUUGUGACGUCACAACACACAAUGUGGAAGACAGUGAACGAAAGGCAGAAAAUAGUGCUCUUUUAAAAUACAUAGGGUCUGACAAAGGUCGAAAAGACAAUGAAAGAACGGGUUUAUUGGAAAAUUCCUCAUAUUUUGCAUCGUCGUCAGCUUUCGGAGGACCUGCAGACCCCGAUAACGAUUCCCAUUCGUCGUCAUCAUCGCUUUUAUCAUCAAAUUGUGAUUCGCAAGAUGACAGAUCCUGCUCGUCGAGUGAGGAAGACGAGGAUGAAUUCGAAUACGACGAGUCGGUUGUAGAAGAAAGUACGAUGUAGUGUUCAUUUAUCUGUGUGUUAGAUAAAUUAUUAUUUCUUGAAUAAAACAAGUCUAUAAAA